AACUAAAAAAAAAAAUUAAAUCUGAUUUGAUUUACAGUAUCACUCUUAACUUCUUAAGCCCUAUUACAACAACACUCACUCCAAGAAAGUUUCAGAUCUCACUUCACUUCACUUUUCUUCCACCAUUUCCUCCUUCACAUUUCCCAACCUCGGAUCACGCGUUUUCCACAAUGCCGAGUCGACUCGUUCUCACCCUCCUCCUCUCCUCCCUCCUCCUCCUUUCUCUCUCCUCCCCCUCUCUCUCCACCAUCGACACCGUCGCCGAUGAUGAUCUCGAUGAAGACCUCAGCUUCCUUGAAGAAGAUGACAACACCGGUGAUGCCGAUGUCACGUCCCCGCACAAACACGACGAGUCAGAAGAGGCAGAUGAAUUUGACGACGAAAACUUCGGCGAUUUUGAUGAGUCGCAAUUCGGCGGCGAUGAUGAAGAAUCGGAGGAGUACGCGGUCCCUCAAGUAGACGAAAAAGACGUCGUCGUUUUGAAGGAGAGGAAUUUUACGGAUGUGGUUGAAGGCAACAAGUAUGUGUUGGUGGAAUUCUACGCGCCUUGGUGUGGACAUUGUCAAUCACUCGCGCCGGAGUAUGCCGCCGCGGCUACUCAGCUUAAAUCGGAUGGCGUCGAUGUAGUACUUGCGAAGGUUGAUGCGACUGAAGAGAAUGAGCUUGCUCAUCAGUUUGACGUUCAGGGUUUUCCUACUGUUUAUUUCUUUGUUGAUGGCGAACAUAAGGUCUAUAAUGGCCAACGUACCAAGGAAGCUAUUGUGACAUGGAUUAAAAAGAAGACAGGGCCUAGUGUAUACAACAUUACAACAACAGAGGAAGCAGAGAAGGUUCUAACUUCCAAUGAAAAAGUUGUUCUGGCAUAUGUGAAAUCUUUGACGGGCCCCGAAAAUGAUGAGCUUUCUGCUGCUUCAAGGCUUGAAGAUGAUGUGAGCUUUUAUCAAACCGUGGAGCCCAAUGUGGCAAAGCUUUUUGAGAUUGACGCUGAAGCUAAACUGCCUGCUUUAGUAUUGCUGAAAAAGGAUGUUGAGAAAUUUAAUCAUUUUGAUGGCAAAUUUGAAAAAUCUGCAAUUUCCGAGUUUGUCUUUUCCAAUAAACUUCCUUUGGUGACUACCUUCACUAGAGAAAGUGCUUCUUUGAUAUUUGAAAGUCAGAUCAAGAAGCAGAUCUUGCUGUUUGCCACUUCAAAUGAUUCAGACAAGGUUCUUCCAACGUUCCGGGAAGCUGCCAAAUCUUUUAAAGGAAAGCUUAUCUUUGUUUAUGUUCAACUAGACAACGAAGAUACUGGCAAACCCGUUGCAGAUUUUUUUGGUGUCUCAGGAGAUGCUCCAACGGUUAUUGGAUACACAGGAAAUGAUGAUGGCAAGAAAUUCUUUCUCGACGGGGAAGUAACUUUGGACAAAUUGAAGGCUUUUGGAGAAGGUUUUGUGGAAGACAAGCUGAAACCUUUUUACAAAUCUGAUCCAAUCCCUGAAACUAAUGAUGGUGAUGUGAAGAUAGUAGUAGGGAACAACUUUGAUGAAGUAGUCCUGGACGAGUCAAAGGAUGUUCUGCUUGAGAUUUAUGCUCCUUGGUGUGGUCACUGCCAAACAUUAGAGCCCAUAUACAAUAAACUAGCUAGGCAUUUACGAGGAAUUGACUCCAUUGUCGUAGCUAAAAUGGAUGGAACAACAAAUGAGCACCCCAGAGCUAAGUCUGAUGGGUUCCCGACAAUCUUAUUCUUUCCAGCUGGGAAUAAAAGCUUCGAUCCUAUUACUGUUGACACAGAUCGUACAGUCGUGGCAUUCUACAAGUUCUUGAAGAAACAUGCAUCAAUACCAUUCAAGCUUUCGAAGCCCACAUCAACUCCGAAGGCAGUGGGUUCAGAUUCAUCCGAGAGUGACAAUGCCAAAGAUUUAAAGGAUGAAUUGUAAGAAUUGUGAACGCGCAGUAAGCUUAUAUUAACACAUUCCAGUGGAUAGCAUCAUAGAGAGUAAUUUGAGCAGUAGGAGGAAGGUAGUUGAAGGUUAGUUGUAGAAAAACUUUGCAUCCUUCUAAUCCUUGCAGGCCAUCGGUGUAAUAGAUGAUGUUUACCAUUUGGGUAGCAGUUUCAGUUUGAGACUCAAGUUGCAAUUCCUGCUUUAAUUUAGUGGGAGUGUUUUACUUUUCAGUUCA
Messenger RNA from Spinacia oleracea (spinach), 2154 nucleotides. RefSeq names its product protein disulfide isomerase-like 1-4. The transcript is spliced from 12 exons. Bases 171 to 1913 code for a protein of 580 amino acids. Gene Ontology annotation, biological process: response to endoplasmic reticulum stress; protein folding. Gene Ontology annotation, cellular component: endoplasmic reticulum. Gene Ontology annotation, molecular function: protein disulfide isomerase activity. The record is from RefSeq and is a predicted model, not a curated record. Lineage: Eukaryota; Viridiplantae; Streptophyta; Magnoliopsida; Caryophyllales; Amaranthaceae.